GUUCGCGCGUGCAAGAAAUGGCAUAUGAGGGGAAAUGAAAUACGUGACGCUGCAAAACGUUAAUAUGAAACUUGUGCUUUAUACUUUGGCACUGAUAUUGGUCUCGCACGGUAUCAAUGCAGCGAACGAUACCAAAGUGAAUUUGAAUGAUGGUGAUGACUAUAUAAGUAGAUUCGUAGCGGAUUUGUGGCUCGAGGGGACAGAUGUGGUACGAUUUAUUUGGAGGGACUGUUCAAAAAAGCUAAUCGCAGUAAAGGACAUAAUAGACCACAAGGAGUACUACCCGAGGUUCGUGCGAUGCAUGAAGAGAAAGACCCUGAGAGCCUUGGACCGCUGUUUGAGCCCGGAUGUGGUGCCGCUCGCUGACGGAGUCAACCUUGUAAGGUUCGAACUGGUUGACCACUCAGGGAACGUCCUGCAUGACAAUGAGACAAGUUCGUGGACUGAGAAAGAAUUAGAAGAAGGGGAAUGGAGAAACCUCGCUUUGCAGAGAAUGGCCAAAGUUCUUCGCACUCAUGUUAUCAAGAUUGAUUUAUUUGAGGAUAACGAUAUUAUUGAAAAAGUCGAAUAUCGAGGACGUCGCCGACACCAUAUGAUGACAAUGAUGAUGUUUGGAGUUGUAUCCAUCGGUAUGGUCCUUAUUCCUAUGGGAUUUCAAUUCUUGUCAGUUCUCGGAGGCAAAGCACUGCUGCUUGCUAAAAUGGCUCUAAUACUCGCUUCUAUACAAGGCCUCAAAAAGAUUGCUACAAGUCCGGUAAGCUAUGGCUUUUACCAGGGAUACCCUUACGACCACUAUGAGAGAAGCCGCGAUUGGAAUCCAUCAGUACCACGAGCAAACCCAUAUGAAUCUCCAAAUCAAAUUAAUGAUAAUAAAGUUGAUAGGAUGACAGCAGAUGCUAACCAAAAUAAUAAGGAAACAAUUGUAAGGAAAUCUCAUAUUCAAACAGAACCAGAGGCAAAGCAGUUUCCAGUUUAUUCAGGAGUUAUAAACGUACCACCACCAUCAAUAUUCAGUGUGGUAGAUGCACCAUCUCCUUUAGUUGAUCUAACAACACAGCCAGGUGAAGUGCAGGCAGACUACGCUAUAGAUUUACCGUACAACGGUUUUCAUUUUCAAAGUCCCACUCCUGUCAUUUCAGCUUGAUAUAUUUGCUAAAUUAUUUCAAGCUUUAUUUAGUAUAGUUACUGCGUUAUUUACGUAUUUUACUCAAGUGUUGUAUCCGGAUAGGCAUGUAUUAUUUAAUAUUUAUUGACACUUUUAUAAUCUAGUUUACUUGUAGUUAUCACUUUUAUGAUUGUUAUUAUAAAGUCUAUAGCAUUAAUUUUAAUAUUUAAUCCACCACUUCUCACUGUAUGACGUCUUAGUUUACGACUAUAACGUCUAAUGGACACUUUACUUUAAAAGCAAUUAAUGGCUUAGUUUGUGAUUUUAUGUGUUUCCAUUUUAUUACGGUAGCCGCAAGAACGUUGAUA
This is a messenger RNA of Bicyclus anynana (squinting bush brown), 1473 nucleotides long. RefSeq lists its product as uncharacterized. The transcript is spliced from 5 exons. Lineage: Eukaryota; Metazoa; Arthropoda; Insecta; Lepidoptera; Nymphalidae. The record is from RefSeq and is a predicted model, not a curated record. Bases 35 to 1144 code for a protein of 369 amino acids.